UGUUGAGGCGCAUUAUUUGGCAACAGACGCGGCAGUGGGGAGGGCCGAAAAAAAGAGGAUAUCCCCUGGAUUUCUAAAAAGCAACGAUUUAUCGAGGUUAACUGCAGAUUAAACAUUCCUUGGUCGACCGUCGGCGAAGAACGGGCAACAAAGCGAGCGAGGGAUGUCUGAGGAGGCUGUCCGCCAGACACGCAGCCAGAAGAGGGCGUUGGAAAGGGAUGCUGCUCCCCAGUCUAGAGAACCCACUGAUGCUGACAAUGAAAGCAAAAAGCCUAAAUUGGACCCAUCUGAAUCCACAACAGAGACACAAACUAAACCCACACCUGACCCUGUCUUGGAACAGGACAGUCAGAGCCGGACAGGGGACGGAUCAGCGCACGGGAAAGAGCAGAGUCGCUUGGCAUUAUCUUUAGUGUUACCUUUGGCCUCCCAGCCAGUGCAGGAUGAACAGGAGCGGAACCACAGACAACAGACGGUUGAACCCAGCUCAGACAAUCGAACUGACUGCAAUGACAGAGCCAGGAGGGUGAAGACAGAGCCAGCCAUAGAUACAAGGAGCCGGGUACGACUGACGGAGCCUAAGCCGUCCAGUGGUCUGCUGGCUGCAGGCGAGGUGAAGGCCACCAUUAAAGUUGAAGUUCAAACGGGAGAACAGCCCGUGGACAUGAGUACCUCCAGAGGUAUUAUAAAAAGGGAGAAGCGCCCUCCGUCCCCUGAAGAUGACGACGUCAUCAUAUUGUCAGAUAACGACUCCCCCAGUCCACCGAUGAAUGGCUUCAGCCACUUUAAGGAGCUGGACACAGACCUGCUCAUGAAGAGCAGCCCAGCUGAGAGGGAGCGCAUCAUUAAGCAGCUGAAGGAGGAGCUGAGACUGGAAGAGGCCAAGCUGGUGCUGUUGAAGAAACUUCGGCAAAGCCAGAUACAGAGGGACACUCUCCAGAAGCCCUCAGGUCUGUCCAGCUCCUCUGCUCCUCCUCCUCUAAUUCGAGGAACAAUUGCAAGCAAUAAAGGCUCUCAGCAGAUUGUGACAGGCAGGAGUUCAGGCACAGUCAUCCCUCCGCCACUGGUGAGAGGAGGGCAGCAGGUGUCGUCCAAACAUGGCUCCCAAAUCAUAAUGCCGCCUCUAGUCAGAGGGGCACAGCAGAUCCAGGCUCUCCGCCAGCAGCAGCAGCAGCAGCA
Messenger RNA from Micropterus salmoides (largemouth bass), 1179 nucleotides. RefSeq names its product transcriptional repressor p66-alpha-like. Gene Ontology annotation, cellular component: NuRD complex. Gene Ontology annotation, biological process: negative regulation of transcription by RNA polymerase II. The record is from RefSeq and is a predicted model, not a curated record. NCBI's taxonomy places the organism in Eukaryota, Metazoa, Chordata, Actinopteri, Centrarchiformes, Centrarchidae.